Messenger RNA from Pipra filicauda (Wire-tailed manakin), 3934 nucleotides. RefSeq names its product TATA element modulatory factor 1 (gene TMF1). Gene Ontology annotation, cellular component: endoplasmic reticulum; Golgi apparatus. The record is from RefSeq and is a predicted model, not a curated record. The transcript has 17 exons. Lineage: Eukaryota; Metazoa; Chordata; Aves; Passeriformes; Pipridae. Bases 230 to 3547 code for a protein of 1105 amino acids.
GCGGUUCCCGGCGCGGUUCCGGCUCCUCCUCCCGGGCCGUGCCGGGGCCGGAGCGCGGCUGCGCCCGGGCCCGAGUGCGACGUGGAUCCGGCGGCGCCUGCGCGGGGCCUCCCUUCGCUUCCCUUCCCUUCCCUUCGCUUCCCUCAGCGCCGAGCCGAGCCCGCGGCCCCGCCGGGCAGCGCCGGAGGGCUCUGAGCUGUGGGCGGGGGUCCCCCCGGAGCCGCCGAGGAUGAGCUGGUUCAACGCCUCGCAGCUGUCCAGCUUCGCCAAGCAGGCGCUGUCGCAGGCGCAGAAGUCCAUCGACCGGGUGCUGGACAUCCAGGCCGAGGAGAGCCCCUGGCCCGACGCCGUCAUCCCCGACUACGGUGACGGAACAAAUUCCCUCAUAAGUGGAGGAUGGGAUACAUCUUCCUGGGGCUUGAGUUCGACUACAGAACCCCAGAAUCAGCCGGUGUCGCCCACAGCAAUCACCAAGCCGGUGAGGAGGACGGUAGUGGAUGAAUCCGAAAACUUCUUCAGUGCCUUUCUCUCCCCAACGGACGUUCAGAGUAUACAGAAAAACCCAGUGGUGUCCAAACCCCCAGCCAAAUCACAGCGACCCAAAGAGGAGGUGAAAAGCACUUUGAAGGAGUCUCAGCACCCCAGUCAGCUGGAAGUGCCGGUGACCACAGAGGCAGAAGUGAAGGAUUCCUCCGUAGCUGGCCUGGACUUAAAAAGCCUCGAUAUUCCCAAGGAGAAAUCAGAAGAGAAUUCUGGGCUGAAAUCUGACACCAAGCAUGAAGCAAGCACAGAUGAAAUUACUGACAAAAAGGCAUCUGCUCUAAAUUUGGAAGAACCUGAGGAUGCUCCUAGUGAAAAAUCCAGUGUAGGAGGGGAAGGAGCAGUGGGUGCACCGGAAGGCACUUCACAGCCUCUUGGUGCAGGCACAAAAGACAUGGGUCUGGAAGGAAAGGAGAGAAAGACUGAGGACAGACAAAGCAAUACCCCAUCACCUCCCAUUAGCACUUUCUCCUCGGGCACUUCCACAACCAGUGACAUUGAAGUGCUGGACCAUGAAAGUGUGAUAAGUGAGAGCUCUGUGAGUUCAAGACAAGAAGCUGCAGAUUCCAAAUCCAGCCUUCACCUCAUGCAGACGUCGUUCCAGCUUUUAUCCACCUCUGCCUGCGCGGAUUAUAAUCGCUUAGAUGACUUCCAAAAAAUGACAGAGAGCUGUGGCUCCUCUGAUGCUUUCGAAAGGAUUGACUCAUUCAGUGUCCAGUCCUUAGACAGCAGAAGUGUGAGUGAAAUAAACUCAGAUGAUGAGUUAUCGGGCAGGGCUUCCGCCUCAGCGUCUGCCGCUGUCAGUCCUGCUGUGCCAAAGACAGAAACGGUCGAUGCCCUGAAAAAUAAACCUGAAAUCUUGAGUGAUGCUCCUGUGUUACACGCUGAGGAAGCUGAGAUGGAAGAGAGUGGGAGAAGUGCAACCCCUGUUAAUUCUGAACAGCCAGAUGUUCUGGUUGCUGCUGUGCAAGCUCCCGAAGAACAGGUGGUGAAGGAGGAGGCCGAGCCACAGCAGGAUGCUGUGGAGCAAGUGGUAGAAGAGGACACUGAAAAGCAAGAGUUUAAAAAGAUGAUUGAUUCAUUAACUGAGAAACUGGAGAAGAGGGAAAUACAGUUAUUAAGUGCUAGUAAAGAAAAGGCACGCCUGGAAGAAGCUUAUGAUAACCUAAAAGAUGAAAUGUUUCGAAUGAAAGAAGAGAGCAGUAGCCUUUCAUCUCUUAAAGAGGAGUUUGCUCAGCGAAUUGCAGAUGCUGAGAAGAAGCUCCAGCUAGCCUGCAAGGAGAGAGAUGCAGCUAAAAAGGAAGUAAAGACUGUUAAAGAAGAACUGGCUACUAGACUUAAUACCAACGAAACUGCUGAAUUACUGAAAGAAAAAGAAGAGCAAAUCAAAGGAUUAAUGGAGGAAGGAGAAAAGCUUUCCAAACAGCAGCUGCACAAUUCCAACAUUAUUAAGAAAUUAAGAGCCAAAGAGAAAGAGAGAGAAAAUAUUAACACAAAACAGAGCAAAAAGAUUAAGGAAUUGGAAGAGGAGUUGCAGCAUUUAAAACAGGUGCUUGAUGGCAAGGAGGACCUUGAGAAGCAGCAUCGAGACAGCAUUAAACAACUGAACAGUGUUGUAGAGCGACAAGAAAAGGAUCUUGCUAAACUUCAGGCAGAGGUGGAAGACCUUGAAGAAAGGAAUAGAAGUGUCCAGGCAGCACUUGACAGUGCAUACAAGGAACUUGCAGAUCUUCAUAAAGCUAAUGCUACAAAGGACAGCGAGGCUCAGGAAGCAGCCUUAAGUAGGGAAAUGAAGGCAAAGGAAGAGCUUGGGUUAGCUCUGGAAAAGGCCCAGGAGGAGGCUCGGCAGCAACAAGAAGCUUUGGCAAUUCAGGUGGCAGACCUGAGGCUGGCACUUCAACGUGCAGAGCAGCAGGCAGCAAGAAAGGAAGAUUAUUUACGCCAGGAAAUUGGUGAACUACAACAGAGACUCCAAGAAGCAGAGAACAGGAACCAAGAACUGAGCCAAAGUGUCACAUCCGCUACACGGCCCCUGCUCCGGCAGAUAGAAAAUCUUCAGGCCACACUGGGAGCACAGACCUCUGCAUGGGAAAAACUGGAAAAGAACCUUUCUGACAGACUGGGUGAGUCUCAAACUCUUCUAGCAGCAGCUGCUGAGAGAGAACGGGCUGCUACAGAAGAACUUCUUGCUAAUAAAAUUCAGAUGUCUUCUUCUGAAUCUCAGAAUAGUCUUUUAAGGCAAGAAAAUACACGCCUUCAGGCUCAGCUGGAAGUGGAGAGAACCAAAUUGAAGAAAAUGGAAAAUGAAAACAGUAGGUAUGAGGUUGAACUAGAAGGGCUCAAAGAUGAGUAUGCAAAAACCUUGGAAGAUGCAAAGAAAGAAAAGACACUGCUGGCUACUCAGUUAGAAAUGGAGAGGAUGAAAGUGGAACAGGAAAGAAAGAAGGCAAUUCUCGUGCAGGAAGCAGCAAAGGAGAAGGAUCGGAAGUCAUUUACAGUUGAAACUGUUUCAAGUACUCCAUCAAUGUCACGCUCUAGUUCCAUAAGUGGGGUGGAAAUGGCAGGUCUUCAAACCUCUUUCCUCUCACAGGAUGAUCCUCAUGAUCACUCGUUUGGACCAAUAGCUACUAGUGGGAGCAACCUCUAUGAUGCCAUAAGGAUGGGAGCAGGUUCAAGUAUAAUUGAAAACCUUCAGUCACAGCUAAAACUAAGAGAAGGAGAGAUUUCACAUCUACAGCUGGAAAUAGGAAACCUUGAGAAAACUCGAUCAAUAAUGGCAGAAGAACUGGUUAAAUUAACAAAUCAAAAUGAUGAACUGGAAGAAAAAGUGAAGGAAAUACCAAAAUUACGCACACAGUUAAAGGAUUUGGAUCAAAGAUACAACACAAUUCUCCAGAUGUAUGGAGAGAAGGCAGAGGAAGCUGAGGAACUCCGACUGGAUCUGGAAGAUGUGAAAAACAUGUACAAGACUCAGAUAGAUGAACUUUUAAGACAAAGACAAAAUUAAUUCCUGCUGGAACUCUUAACAUUAUAUGUUAACAGACUGUAAAGAUAACUGUUUAUGUAAAUGCUGAAUUUAAAUGUCUUGUAAAAAAUAACUGUAUUAUAGAAAAUGUGACUAUAUCAUAGAGUUCCUAUGUUGACAGAAAAAUCAAUGCUUUAAGUGUCCCAUUCUGUCUGCAGUUAAAUUAUUUGUGCAAUAUUUAAUUUUUUUUUUCAGUCAUCCCUUUAUUUAAGUCUUUGCUAAAUGGUGGGUCAUUUUACUUGUAAACAGUAGCAGAAAUGAUGGUUGUUACCUCAUGAGACAGCACUGGAAGGCAUGAGUUGUACUAAAACAGCCCUUGAUUCGUAAUUCCUGUAAACCUAUGAAAAUCACAUUAGAAGUCUUUCCUAA